Molecule: messenger RNA, 2749 nt
Organism: Capra hircus (goat)
Lineage: Eukaryota; Metazoa; Chordata; Mammalia; Artiodactyla; Bovidae
Gene: DCDC5
Product: doublecortin domain containing 5
Exons: 18
Coding region: 53-2740 (895 amino acids)
Biological process (GO): regulation of mitotic cytokinesis; intracellular signal transduction
Molecular function (GO): microtubule binding
Source: RefSeq, a predicted model, not a curated record
ACAAUGGAAACAUUCCAGAGUUGAAAAUCCUCUCUGGAAUAAACUUACCUACAUGUGGCCAGUCCUUCCCAGUGGUCAACUUAAUGAGGAGUUUGAUUGGCCAAUAGAAGGACUGCUUCUUCCAAACAGUCCUCCCAUGAAGAAACCCAUCCAUAAGGCACCGGAGCAGUAUGUGCCUGUGAGACUCAGAGUUUUGCGGAAUGGAGACAAGAACAAAGCCAGAGCCCAUAUUAUAAUCAGUCCAGACAUCUCACCUGGGCGGAAAAUGCAGUGCACUGAAAUUUUAAAUUUACCUUCUGCAGCUCGGAGAUUGUUCAAUGAAAAAGGGAAGGAAAUCUUCACCCUAAAAGAACUUCAAAGAGAUGAACUGGUGUAUGUUUCAUGUGGCGAACAUUGGAUCAAUCCUGACCUGUCCAUUGCUCAGCAAAAGAAGCAAAUCUUCCUAAGGAACCUAGCAUCAGAUAUUUCUAAAAUUCAAACCUUCUGCAGUAUGCAUAAGAUAGAGGCUCUUGUUUUAGAAGUCCAAAGUGACAUUGUGUCUGGAGCCAAGCUUGCUGUGAGGAAACCAAUUUUUGGAAAAGAGAAGCAAAUUAUAGAACCAGAGGAAAAGCAAAUGCAAAAAAAUGCUUUAACAUCAGAAAAUGCUUCCAGUGAAAUUCUAGAUUCACAUGCAAGAGCCCAUCUCAGAAUGAAGGCUUGUCACACACUUCUCAGGUAUGCCUGGCAGGAACCUUCUCAUAACUUUGAUGAGACUGACAGUCUUCCAAAGAAAAUGGAAGACGAGCUCUUUGAAAACAUGGAACCGGAGAAGAAAUACAGCCAUUCUCCAAAACAGAGCAAAUUGCAGAAACUUUGCCACCAGCAGUUUGAAUACAGAGAUGGGCAAAUUAUAAGCUACGCUGCUCCUCAUCUAGUCUUGGGGGUGCGAGGCCCCAACCUGCGCUCAGGCGUGGAGGUGGUUUUGGUGGAGAAAAAAGCAGAUGAUAGUCAUCAACGCUGGAUGCGCAAGGAAGACAGCAGGACUUUUCACCUGGUGAGUAACCCAGAUCUUGUGCUGGCAGUGUCUAUGACCAAGGCUAGAGAUGAAGUCUGUGGCUACCCGGUUAUUGCUCAGAAAUACAACCCACAUAACAAUGGGGCUUCUAAUCAAAAGUGGAAUUACAUGAAAAGUACGAAAGCUUUUAUGGCCUUUCAUAGCACUUCACUGGAUAAAGAGAUCACAGCUGCAAACUAUGCUGGUGUUUGUACAUCUUCUGUGACUAGAGAAGAAAAGGUUGAUCAGCCAGGAUAUUAUUACCUAUCACCCAGUGGAAAGAAGAAAGCGAUGCUCUGUUUGGCAUGUGGACAAUCUGUGAGAGCAGAGAAGGGACUGGAACAGCUGCUUCCAGGGCUCCCAUUCCUGUGUGCCUCGGCCUCCGAGACCCAGAAGCCCUUCUCACGUGGGCCUUUCAAGGUCAUUGAUGUGGCCAAGACUGAUUUAUCUUCUCGUGAGGCUGAAAACACUUUGAGUUAUUAUGAAGAGCAUCUAUUAUCUUUACGGAUGAAGACCUGCACGCAAGUUGUAUCUCAUUGUGGCAUGGCAGUUACGAACCAGAAGGCAGUGAAAAUAAUUGCAUACAAAAAUGGAGAUGGAUAUCGAAAUGGAAAGUUAAUUGUGGCUGGAACAUUCCCCAUGCUGCUUACAGAAUGUACAGAACAACUUGGUCUGGCCAGAGCAGCCUCCAAAAUAUAUACCAAAGAUGGAACCACCAUAAGUUCCUUGCGCAAUCUGGUUUUAUGGGCUAUGGAUGAAUCUUUUAUUCAGAGAGAUUCUGAGGAACCAAAGGAAGAGGCAGACCCUGUUGGAACCAAAGAGAUACCUGUUAAAAGAAACUCAAGAAUGAAAGUGAAAACCAAAUCAUCUCCAAAGUCUGUGACAUCUGAUAGUUUGGAUGGUAUAGAUCCAUCUUUGCUCACCCUCAUCCUCAGAAAUCCUAUUGCCAUCUGGGUAUCUUGUGGUGAACCAUUUUUGUCUCCAAAUGCUUUGAAGAAGGCAGAAAAAAUAGAAAAACAGAACUGGCUUAAAAAGGACAAAAUUUUGGCUGAUCUAGAUGUCAUGAAACACAAAAUGAGACAGUUAAAAGGGCGGCGGGUAGCAGCAUGUCAGCCAGCCACCAUGGUUCCCAACAAAAGCCCUGUGCAGCUGGUGGUAGUGGAAGGAGGCUGGACUGAGCAGACUCAAGAGGAAAUUAAACUCCUGGACCUCAUAAGACAUACAGAGGCACACCUUUCUGAAGUCCAAGAACUGCAAUCCAAGAGAAAUUCUCUCAUUGCACCUAAAUGUAUAGCAUUCAAGCAGAGCAACCUGUAUAAACAGCCCAAUGCAAAACGAGUAUGGAUUUACCUAAAUGGAGGCAGACUUGAAGAUGGCACUUAUGCCUGGGGCAAAACUAUUUCAGAGCUCCUGAAUGACUGCUCCUCUCGUCUCAAGCUGGCCCACCCGGCCAGAGCACUGUACACCCCCGAUGGAGAGCCAAUUCACUCGUGGGAUGACGUAGAGCGAGACAUGGUCAUCUGUGUGUCUACAGGGCGUAGCUUUAGAACGCAGCGAGAGUUAAAGCAACUGGUGGAGAUCAGAGCAAAUUAUGCCCGAAUCUGCAGGCAGCAGGGCCCUCAAGCCACAGACAUCAUGCUGUCGCCAUCCACAAAGCUGCAUUCCCUGGUACCUUCACGCGCUGAAUUCCUGGCGGAGCCAUCCUAGUUUGUGUUC